CGGGCGGCGCCGGCGGUGCCCAGGGCGCGCUCACACACGAGCUCACACACACAUACACACGGCCUCGUACACACUCACACACGCUCCGGCGCGCACACGCGGCGCGCAGGCCGGAGGGAGGAGGCUCGGCGCGGCUCGGCGGCGGCUGCAGCGUGCUCGGCGGGCGGGCGGGAGGGCUGGCGGGCGGCCCCCGCUACCCGGCUCGGCGGCUCGGUGCAGCCCGCGCGGCCCCCGCCCUCGGACCCGCCCCCGGGGGUCGCCCGGCCCCAUGCCCUGCAGCGGCGGCGGAGCAGCGCGCGGCCACGGGCGGCUCUGAAGAGCCCGGAGGGAGCCGGCGACGAGGGGACCAUGUACCGGGACCCGGAGGCGGCCAGCCCAGGGGCGCCCACCCGCGAUGUCCUGCUGGUCUCUGCCAUCAUCACCGUCAGCCUUAGCGUCACUGUCGUCCUCUGCGGCCUCUGCCACUGGUGUCAGCGCAAACUGGGCAAACGCUACAAGAACUCCUUGGAGACGGUGGGCACGCCAGACUCAGGGCGUGGGCGCAGUGAGAAGAAGGCCAUCAAUGAUCUAGACAGAGACUUUUGGAAUAACAAUGAGAGCACAGUGCAGCAGAAAUGGAGCUCCUACCCUCCCAAGGAGUUUAUUCUAAACAUUUCACCCUACGCCCCUUAUGGCGACCCACGACUGUCCCUCAAUGGCACCCUCCUGGCUGGCGCCAAAGUGGCCGCCGCUGCGGGGCUGGCAGUGGAGCGGGAAGGCCGGCUGGGGGAGAAGCCGGCGCCGGUGCCGCCACCCGGAGAGGACGCCUUGAGAAGCGGCGGCGCUGCCCCCAGCGAGCCGGGCAGCGGCGGCAAGGCGGGGAGAGGCCGCUGGCGGACGGUGCAGAGCCACCUGGCCGCCGGGAAGCUCAACUUGUCCAAUUUCGAGGACUCCACCCUGUCCACGACCACUACCCUUGAGUCUAUCCCCAGCUCCACGGGAGAGCCGAAAUGCCAGCGACCCUGCACUCUGAUGCGGCAGCAGAGCCUGCAGCAGCCGCUGAGCCAGCACCAGCGGGGCCGGCAGACCAGCCAGCCCACCACCAGCCAGAGCCUGGGCCAGCUGCAGGCCCACGCGGCCUCCGUGCCGGGCCCCAACUCUCGGGCCUACGGCCGGGGCCAGGCUCGGCAGGGCUCCUCGGCCGGCUCCAAGUACCGGCCUGCCGGCGGCCGCAGCCGCUCCAACCCAGGCAGCUGGGACCACGUGGUGGGGCAGAUUCGAAACCGAGGCUUGGACAUGAAAUCCUUCCUGGAAGGCCGGAUGGUGGUGCUAUCCUUGGUCUUAGGGCUUUCGGAACAGGAUGACUUUGCCAAUAUCCCUGACCUGCAAAACCCAGGAACCCAGCAGAACCAGAACGCUCAGGGGGACAAGAGGUUGCCUACCGGAGGGAAGGCAGUGAACACAGCCCCAGUGCCGGGCCAGACGCCCCACGAUGAGUCUGACCGCCGGACCGAGCCUCACUCCUCCGUCUCAGAUCUCGUCAACUCCCUCACCAGUGAGAUGCUCAUGCUCUCCCCAGGCUCUGAGGAGGAUGAGGUCCACGAGGGCUGCAGCCGAGAGAACCUGGGCCGGAUCCAGUUCAGCGUCGGCUACAACUUCCAGGAGUCCACGCUCACCGUGAAGAUCAUGAAGGCCCAGGAGCUGCCGGCCAAGGACUUCAGCGGCACCAGCGACCCCUUCGUCAAGAUCUACCUGCUGCCAGACAAGAAGCACAAGCUGGAGACCAAGGUGAAGCGGAAGAACCUGAAUCCCCACUGGAACGAGACCUUCCUCUUUGAAGGUUUCCCCUACGAGAAGGUGGUGCAGAGGAUCCUCUACCUCCAGGUCCUGGACUACGACCGCUUCAGCCGCAAUGACCCCAUCGGGGAGGUGUCCAUCCCCCUCAACAAGGUGGACCUGACCCAGAUGCAGACCUUCUGGAAGGAUCUGAAGCCAUGCAGCGAUGGGAGUGGGAGCCGAGGGGAGCUGCUCCUGUCUCUCUGCUACAACCCCUCUGCCAACUCCAUCAUCGUGAACAUCAUCAAAGCCCGGAACCUCAAAGCCAUGGACAUCGGGGGCACGUCAGACCCUUACGUGAAGGUGUGGCUGAUGUACAAGGACAAGCGGGUGGAGAAGAAGAAGACGGUGACGAUGAAGAGGAACCUGAACCCCAUCUUCAACGAGUCCUUUGCCUUCGACAUCCCUACGGAGAAGCUGAGGGAGACAACCAUCGUCAUCACCGUCAUGGACAAGGACAAGCUCAGCCGCAACGACGUCAUUGGCAAGAUCUACCUGUCCUGGAAGAGUGGGCCCGGGGAGGUGAAACACUGGAAGGACAUGAUUGCGCGUCCCCGGCAGCCUGUGGCUCAGUGGCACCAGCUGAAGGCCUGAAUGGGGCCACGGGAGGCCCAGGGGGCCAAGGGUCUGGGUCCCCAUCAUGCCCUCACCACUUUAUGCACAAUGCCUGGCCUGGCCCCCCUGCCAUGGGUGAGGGAAGGAUCCUGAGGGCUGGGCCAGGGAGGGGUCCCAGGAAUCCAGCCCCAUUUCUCGGGAGAACCAGCCCCAUUCCCCACCGGUCCAGCUCUGGUGGAGGGGCUCUGGGGGCCAUUUUCCUGCUUUGCCCCUUUCCUUCCUGACUUGCCGAUACUAAAGAAGUGGGGGGCGGAGCACGAGAGCCAGACGGGCAGACGAGCAGAUCCCUCCAGAGGCCCGCCAGGUGGGCACGGUCCCCCGUUUUCUUUAAGGCAGUGCCUGGAGUGGAGAAAGGCCACCCCCUCCCCAGGCCGCAACGUGGGCCCAGGAGAGGGGAGGUCGAGGCGUUUGGCCCCGGCCCGACCAAGAGAGGCGUGUCAGGGCAGUUUCAGGUGCCGGCUGGGCCCUGAUUACCGAGGAUCGUAUAUAGCCCGCUCCGGGGUCCUGGAGCCGCAGCCCUGUGUACUUGUGUUGUGUCCACCGUGUGUGUGUACGUGUGCGUGCGUGCGUGCGUGUGUGCGGGUGGGGGAACUCGCUCCCUGUUUCCCUGGGGCCCGCAGUGCUGAAGACGAUGCAGAGAGGGUUUUGUGAAGUGAGGUAGGGCUGGACGCUGAGAAGUCAAUGCGCAAAGCUGG
Molecule: messenger RNA, 3125 nt
Organism: Globicephala melas (long-finned pilot whale)
Lineage: Eukaryota; Metazoa; Chordata; Mammalia; Artiodactyla; Delphinidae
Gene: SYT7
Product: synaptotagmin 7
Biological process (GO): regulation of calcium ion-dependent exocytosis; calcium-ion regulated exocytosis; regulation of dopamine secretion
Cellular component (GO): synaptic vesicle; plasma membrane
Molecular function (GO): calcium-dependent phospholipid binding; calcium ion binding; clathrin binding
Source: RefSeq, a predicted model, not a curated record